Zychaea mexicana is the source of this 1431-nucleotide messenger RNA. Its product is annotated as mitochondrial carrier domain-containing protein. Bases 58 to 990 code for a protein of 310 amino acids. The transcript is spliced from 6 exons. NCBI's taxonomy places the organism in Eukaryota, Fungi, Mucoromycota, Mucoromycetes, Mucorales, Lichtheimiaceae. Gene Ontology annotation, molecular function: guanine nucleotide transmembrane transporter activity. The record is from RefSeq and is a predicted model, not a curated record. Gene Ontology annotation, cellular component: mitochondrion.
UGUUUAUUCAACCCAACUUGUUUUUUCCAAGUGAAAGCGCGUCCAACCUCCCCCACAAUGUCUCCUCCGAUCGCUUCUGGAAAGUCUGAAUCAGGUACCGCCCGUUUCUUGGGCAGUGCCAGCUCUGGUGUUAUGGAAUUGUUGAUUUUCCACCCUGUCGAUACUGUUGCCAAGCGUCUCAUGAGCAACCAGAGUAGAAUCUUUGGUGACGGUAAGAGUACUGCGGAGAGCAGAGCAGCCUUGAGCAAGGUUGUCUUUAAGGACGCUGCCAACGAGGCUUUCAUGAAAAAGUACGCUUCGCUUUUCCCUGGUCUUGGUUUCGCUGCCGGCUACAAGAUCGCUCAGCGUGUGUACAAGUUUGGUGGUCAGCCUUUCGUCAAGGAUUACUUGAACACCCACCAUAAGGCAGUCUUCACCAACACCUUUGGUGAAAAGACCGGCAAGACGAUCAUGCACGCCACUGCUGGCAGUUUGGUUGGCAUUGGUGAGAUUGCUCUGCUUCCCUUGGAUGUUUUGAAGAUCAAGCGUCAAACCAACCCCGAGGCCUUCCGUGGCCGUAGUUUCGUCACGAUCAUCAAGGAUGAAGGCAUGGGCUUGUACCGUGGUGCCGGCUGGACUGCUGCUCGUAACGCUCCUGGUUCGUUCGCCUUGUUCGGUGGCUCUGCCUUUGUCAAGGAAUACAUGUUUAGUCUUCAGGACUACAACAAGGCCACCUUCUUCCAGAACUUUUGCGCUUCGAUCGGUGGUGCUGUGGCUUCGAUCACCGUUGCCGCUCCCUUGGACGUCGUCAAGACGCGUAUCCAGAACCGUAACUUUGACAACCCCGAGUCUGGCUUAAACAUCAUCAAGGAUCUCGUCAAGAAGGAAGGCUUUGGCGGUUUCUUCAAGGGCUUGACGCCCAAGAUCCUUGUGGUUGGUCCCAAGCUGAUCUUCUCCUUCACUGUUGCCCAGCAACUCAUUCCUGUGUUCGACAGUGCCCUCAAGAAGUAAACAUGGGGGUAUAUACGCUUUGUCUUCUUAUACAAUCUAAUUCAUGUGCAUAUUAAAAAAAAGAAAAGACAUCUGCACCCUCAUCUCUCUCUCUCUCGCCCCCUCCCUCCUCGUUUCUUAUUUUUUCAACACUUUCGAUAGAUACAGCAUCUUUUAUACAUCCUUUUUUUCUUUUCAUUUUGUGCUUUUAUUUUAUUUUUAUUUCUGUUUAUAUAUCUGUAUAGUCCUGGUGUUUUUUUUUCUCAGCCUUUUGUGUUUAUAUAUGUAUAUAUAUUAUAAUAAAGGGAAGAAAACGGACGUAUCAAAAAAAGUUUCAUUGAAAUCUCUGCUGUAAAAGUUGUGCUGACUAUCCCAGGGUUUUCCCACCUAAAACAGUCAGGGGGAAAUGGAUAGGUGGUAUUUAUCUGUCAAAUCAGGAAACCAAAAGAAUAAUAGUCUAUG